GAUGCUGUAAACUUGACACGUGGUAACGAACUGCCUGGAGUUGGAGGGGCUUGAAACACCCCCAAAAUUGACAGGUUGCAGGGAGACUGUCUGAAGGACUCCUACAGGAGAGAAGUGUGAGUUUUUGUAUAUUUAGAACAGCACCAGCACCAAACAUAUCGAGGAGAGACCCACACAGUGAAAAGAUAAAGGCGAUAAAUAAAGGAUCUAGAACAGUGCCUUAGGAUGAAGUUGAGUCUCACCAAAGUGGUUAAUGGCUGUCGCCUAGGAAAAUUGAACAACGUGGGUAAAACUGGAGCCGGCACCAUGGACAUCCCAGGCUGCCUCCUGUACACCAAGACCGGCUCUCCCCCACACCUGACCCAACACACGCUGCGUAAUAUCCACGGGGUUCCUGCCAUGGCGCAGCUCACUCUGUCCUCACUGGCAGAACAUCACGAAGUCUUGGCAGAAUAUAAGGAAGGCGUUGGAAAGUUCAUAGGCAUGCCAGAGUCUCUCUCCUACUGCUCCCUGCAUGAUCCAGUCAGCCCUUGUCCCGCCGGUUACAUAACAAACAAGUCUGUGUCUGUGUGGGGUGUUGGAGGACGAGUGGAACUGACCGCCGACAAAUUCAUGGCGGUCCAGCGGGCGCUGCAGCCAGACUGGUUCCAGUGCCUCUCAGACGCGGAGGCAUCUCGUGCAGAAGCAACUUCUGUCAAAAGAGCCAGGAAGUCUGUUGACCGCUCACUUCUGUUCCUGGAUAAUUGCCUGCUGCUGCAGGCGAGUUCAGAGGUCCUUCAGAAAAGUGUGAUCAUUGGAGUGAUUGAAGGUGGAGAUGUGAUGGAAGAGAGGCUGAGAUCAGCACGAGAGACAGCCAAGAGGCCUGUAGGUGGCUUCCUUCUGGAUGGCUUUCAGGGUGAUCCGAUGACCAAGGAGACUGGUCUGCACUUGCUGUCUUCAGUCACUGCUGAGCUGCCGGAGGACAAGCCAAGGCUCAUCUGUGGUGUCAGCCGGCCAGAUGAAGUGCUAGCAUGCGUUGAAAGAGGAGUGGACCUGUUUGAGAGUUUUUUCCCUUUUCAAGUGACAGAGCGGGGCUGCGCCCUGACGUUCAGCUUUGAUUACCAGCUGGAUCCUGAAGAGACGCUGUUACAACAAAAUGGGACACCAGAGGAAAUAAAAUAUCUGGGCCCAACAAGGAACAUUGAAACAACUGAAAGCACUCAAGAAAUGACAUCAUUUGAAAUUAAUCUGAAGGAAAAAAGGUACCAGGCGGACUUUGACCCGCUGGUGAGCGGGUGUGGCUGUUACUGCUGCCGGAAUCACACGCGGGCGUACAUCCACCAUCUGCUGGUGACCAACGAACUGCUGGCCGGCGUCCUGCUUAUGAUGCACAACUUUGAGCACUACUUUGGAUUUUUCCAGUCCAUCCGAGAAGCACUGAGAAAGGACCAGUGGGUGCAGCUGAAAGAGCGCAUCCUCAUGCAGUCAUCGUGAGAGCUGACUUCUUUUUGUAAAUGAUAUUUUAUGUUGUAGGUGACAGUUGACACACAAAUUAGAUUUCCCUUGUUUUGUUUUUUUUUAUACGAGUUGUUCUGGGUUGCAACCUUUACAGCAGUUGACAUUCUGCUUGUUCCAUUCCGGUUGAUCUAGCUUGCCUUCCCCUCUCUACUUUUGGAUCCAUGUUGGCCAUUUGAGCUCAUAGAGUUAAUUGCUGAAGGGAGCACAUUACGCACCAGUGAUACUUAGUUUAUAAGGCAGUCAGUCUGUGUUUGGCUAAAAGGUAACCUGGAGAAAUAGCUUCAAGUUCCAAGGUUAUUAGGGCAAUAGUCUUGAGGGUUCUUCCUGUGUCUAUUGGCCUUUUUUUUUUUUUUUAAGAAUAGCUGUUCUCUGCAUGUUUUCCUUCCAUUUUUCCUGGGACCUUCUAUCGUGUGGUCAGGACAGUUGGUAGUGGUCGCCAGGUCCCAUCUCGUUCUGGUCUCGGGUUAGAAGGUGUUAUGGUUCAUGUGGGCUAUUAGUUCCACGCACUGGUUUCUUGGAGCCUUUGAGUCCCUUCACGGUUUUCUGCUGGAUCCGGACAGAAGCCAGCAGUUGUCUCUGAUGGCUCUUCACAAGCUUUUAAGACCCCAAACGCUGCUCUCCAAACUAGCACGUGGAACAUUAUCACUGUGAACUCUGCUCUGACGAUGGACUAAGUGGUCCGUCCAAGUCGGUGGCCCCAGGCCCUAUUGCUCAGUAAACCAAUCCCGUGGGUUGUGUGGAAAUGUCUAAGGAGCCUCUGGGACUUGCUUCCUGUGUGCUUUAAUAUAUACAGGGAGGCUUCACAAAGUCUGUGGGAAAUGGAGUGAAACAAUAAUAGAAUUUUUCCACACGGUUUUUUGAAGCCCCCUCACAUUCUCAAAGGGCCCUUUGGGACUCUGCCAUCUUCUGAGCAGUCCCGCCAAUCAACAGGUCACCUCUCGUGUGACUUAACCAGCAUCGUCUCUUUGGACCACGUCGCUCCCCUGACCAGUUGGUCCAGGGCCCAGUCCUUCAUUUGGCCACGGGCUUUAUUUGUGACUCUGGCUAGAGUUGCCAUCCUUGUCUGUCAGGAGCUGAGUGUUUGCCGGGCUGUUUCCUCUGGCCGUACAGACCACUGUGGCCUGUCCUCCAGCCUCAGGAUUCAGUCUAAGCCUGGACUUGCUGCCCCGCGCUCGCAGUUUUUGCGUGCUGUGACCAAGCCCUGCCUGGGCAACUACAGGAUUAGGUUUCAGCAGAGCUGGGCGGUACGCCUGGACAGGUCACUUAGUCUCCCCUGAUGCUCUCCUCCUGAAUAAAUGAGGAAAAGCAGAGUGGAUAGGAUGUAAUGAACCUUUGAGAUUUCAUCUCGCUCUACAAUUUGGGAAACAGAAAGGUGUAGGUUAGGAUUAUAACCUUCCUGCUUGCCUCUUUCUUGAUUGCUAGCAGCCUGAUUGGAAGUUUAGCCAUGCAGGAUCAGGUGACAGUCGCAUGCAUGCGUCUAGACGGACAGUUCGCCUUCUGUAAAUAGUGAGUUCUAAGCUAAGGUGACCGGACGUCCCGCUUUUGGCGGGACAGUCCCGAUUUUUAACAAUGUUUCCCGCGUCCUGCGGCGUUUUUAAAAAG
Echinops telfairi (small Madagascar hedgehog) is the source of this 3099-nucleotide messenger RNA. It is a transcript of the gene QTRT2, whose product is annotated as queuine tRNA-ribosyltransferase accessory subunit 2. The coding region runs from base 226 to 1473 and encodes 415 amino acids. The record is from RefSeq and is a predicted model, not a curated record. Gene Ontology annotation, molecular function: tRNA-guanosine(34) queuine transglycosylase activity. The transcript has 10 exons. Lineage: Eukaryota; Metazoa; Chordata; Mammalia; Afrosoricida; Tenrecidae.